AUGGCAGAGAGAAGGCUCAGACGUCUUGGUCUCUUUAAUAGGGAGCCUCGCAAGGGGGUACGGGAUGUUUUCGAUCUAGAGUCGCACGGGUCCAUCGCUGAGGGAAGCGGGAUAUUGAAGGAGAGGGUUCCUUCUGAUAUUAUUAUCGAAGCUGCAACGCAGCAACCAUGGCGUUCAAUAUCAUGGGCUCCAAAAGAGCCUAUAACUGGUUCGUGCAUAUCAGUCGCAGUCAGAAUCAAUACUUACUUGGGAGAUUCUAGGUAUAUCUCCUGUGUCGCAGCAGCAUGCAUGGUCCUUUAUGGAUAUGAUGCAUCAGUAUACAACUCCGUACAAGGCUCGAAAAACUGGGUCGUCUAUUUCAAUGACCCAGAUGACAACAUGAUCGGAGCUGUCAAUACAGCUUAUACUGUGGGUGCCAUCUUUGGUGGUUUCUUCUUGGGAGGACCCACAGCAGACUUUCUUGGUCGUAAAUUUGGAAUGGCAAUCGGCUGUGUCAUGGUGAUCGCUUCCACGUUCAUGCAGACCUUCGCUCCUCGUGGGAACAUUGCGUGCUUCCUUGCUGGGCGAUGCAUCAUCGGUGUCGGCCAAGGCAUUGCUCUUACUGCGGGUCCUAUCUACAUUGGCGAGCUUGCCCCGGCUGAGAUUCGUGGGAAGAUCAUGACCUUCUGGCAAAUGUUCUACUCUGUUGGUUCCUUUAUCUGUUUUUGGGUGAACUACGGGUGCACAGAGCACAAGGAGAACCUGGGUGAAUGGGACUGGAAGAUGGUUGUUAUCUUUCAACUCUUAGUUCCUUGCUUGAUCCUAAAAGCCCGUAAGGCUCUCCAAAAAGUUCGCGAACCUGAUGAGGUCGAGGAAGAACUCCUGAAAAUCCGCGAAGCUAUUGAGUACGAAAAAGAGGCCAUCUCUGGAAGCUACUCUGCGCUGUGGAAAGACAAGUCUCUCCGCAAGCGUAUGGCUCUCGCUCUGGUCAUCAAUGCCGGCCAGCAGAUCACCGGACAGGGCACACUGAAUACAUACUCUACCAAGAUCUACCAAAAGGUGUUUCCCAGCGCUGGCCAGAUUGCUCUCAUCAAUGCUCUCAAUGCGACCUUUGGUAUCAUUUUCACGCUCAACGCUGUUUGGAUCAUUGAUCGAUUUGGGCGCAAAUUUCUUCUAAUUGUUGGUGGCAUCGGUAUGGGAAUCUGCAUGAUCAUCGUUGCAGCAGUCGAGACCGAAACCCCAUCAAUUGGUGCUCCCGGCUCAGACGUCAAGAGCACACCCGUCGGCAUAUCGAUCGUAUUCUUACUCUUCCUGUUCAUCUUCUUUUAUAAACCUUCCUGGGGAGCUACUGUGUGGAUUUGGACAUCUGAGAUAUUCUCUAUGAAUGUUAGAGCCCAAGCUGUGGGAAUGGCAUCUCAGACACAGAACGUCGCCAAUGCCAUCUUUCAACAGUUCUUUCCAACUUUCCUCAACAACUGCGGCUUCUACGCCUUCUAUAUGUUUGCGGGUAUCAACUUUCUCCUAGCAGUGUUUGUGUACUUCUUCAUCCCCGAGACCAAGCAGGUUCCUCUGGAAGAGAUUGAUGCUCUCUUUGGUGGCGCCAACCACGUCACCCACGGCGAAGACCUUGUGAUGGGUGAGAAGCAACUACAGGUGACGCAGUCGAACACGGGUAAUGAAAAGGCCGAAGCAGUCACGAUUGAGAAUGCCCCGGCACGGCAGCACUGAUAUCUUGCUAUAAUAUGUAACCUUAUGGGUCUUCCGUUCUGUGCUUGAAUGGGGUCUUGACGUCUCUUUGAGCAGUCAAUAUUGGGAUGGAGAUUGUCUUGUACGUUUGCUUUUACUUAAAAUAACUAUAGUAUGCUAUACCAGAAAGACGAAAGCGCCAAAAUUAAUGUCUUUAAAACGAUGUACUUGUAAGAACCAACCAUGUGGAACAGCCCCAUAUUUUUAUACCAUC
This is a messenger RNA of Aspergillus pseudonomiae, 1939 nucleotides long. Its product is annotated as putative MFS sugar transporter. Bases 1 to 1707 code for a protein of 568 amino acids. Gene Ontology annotation, molecular function: carbohydrate:proton symporter activity. Gene Ontology annotation, biological process: carbohydrate transport; transmembrane transport. The record is from RefSeq and is a predicted model, not a curated record. The transcript has 5 exons. Lineage: Eukaryota; Fungi; Ascomycota; Eurotiomycetes; Eurotiales; Aspergillaceae. Gene Ontology annotation, cellular component: membrane.